Messenger RNA from Ochotona princeps (American pika), 2417 nucleotides. RefSeq names its product myotubularin related protein 14 (gene MTMR14). Gene Ontology annotation, molecular function: phosphatidylinositol-3-phosphate phosphatase activity. The record is from RefSeq and is a predicted model, not a curated record. NCBI's taxonomy places the organism in Eukaryota, Metazoa, Chordata, Mammalia, Lagomorpha, Ochotonidae. The coding region runs from base 128 to 2077 and encodes 649 amino acids. The transcript is spliced from 19 exons. Gene Ontology annotation, biological process: dephosphorylation.
GGCGGAGCCGGAAGUGGGCGCGGAAGGCGGUGGCUGAGGCGGCCGGGGAGGUUCCGGCGUCGAGAGUCGGUGCCUCCAGGAGCCAUGGGCCGGGCUGAGGCGCCCUGAGGGGACGCAAGGCUGGACCAUGGCCGGCGCACGAGCCGCCGCCGCCGCGUCGGCAGGCUCCUCGGCGUCCUCCAGCACCGGGGCGCCGCAGGAGCCGGGACUCGCGGAGUUGCUGGAGGAGUUCUCCCGGACUCAAUACCGAGCCAAGGACGGCGGCGGCACGAGCGGCUCCAAGGUGGAGCGCAUCGAGAAGAGAUGUCUGGAGCUGUUUGGCCGAGACUACUGUUUCAGCGUGAUUCCCAACGUGAAUGGGGACAUCUGUGGCCACUACCCCCGGCACAUCGUGUUCCUCGAGUAUGAGAGCUCCGAAAAGGAGAAAGACACGUUUGAGAGCACCGUGCAAGUGAGCAAGUUGCAAGACCUCAUCAACCGCAGCAAGAUGGCCAGAUGCAGGGGACGGUUUGUCUGCCCGGUAAUCCUGUUCAAGGGCAAGCACAUCUGCAGGUCGGCCACGCUGGCUGGAUGGGGGGAGCUGUAUGGACGCUCUGGCUACAACUACUUUUUCUCAGGGGGUGCAGAUGAUGCCUGGGCUGAUGCAGAGGACAUCACGGAGGAGGACUGUGCUCUCCGAAGUGGCGACAUGCAUCUGUUUGAUAAGGUCAGAGGCUAUGACAUCAGGCUGCUUCGCUACCUGUCGGUCAAAUACAUCUGUGACCUGAUGGUGGAGAACAAGAAGGUGAAGUUUGGCAUGAAUGUGACCUCCUCUGAGAAGGUGGACAAGGCCCAGCGCUAUGCCGACUUCACCCUCCUGUCCAUCCCCUAUCCAGGCUGUGAGUUCUUCAAGGAGUACAAGGAUCGGGAUUACAUGGCAGAAGGGCUGAUAUUUAACUGGAAGCAGGACUACGUUGAUGCCCCGUUGAGCAUCCCCAACUUCCUGACCCACUCUCUGAACAUUGACUGGAGCAAGUAUCAGAGCUGGGACUUGGUGCAACAGACACAAAACUACCUGAGGCUGCUGCUGUCCAUAGUUAGCAGGGAUGACGACAGCGGGCUGCUGGUGCACUGUAUCUCUGGCUGGGACCGCACCCCACUGUUCAUCUCCCUCUUGCGACUCUCCCUGUGGGCUGACGGGCUCAUCCAUACGUCGCUGAAGCCUGCUGAGAUCCUCUACCUCACUGUGGCCUACGACUGGUUCCUCUUUGGGCACAUGUUGGUAGAUCGGCUCAGCAAGGGGGAGGAGAUUUUCUUCUUCUGCUUCAAUUUUUUGAAGCAUAUCACCUCCGAGGAGUUCUCUGUUCUGAAGACUCCGAGAAGGAAGAGUUUGCCGACCCGGGAGGCAGGCUUCACGCUGGAAGACAUCUGCAUGCUCAGAUGCAAAGACCGCGGCAGCACCACCAGCCUUGGCAGUGACUUCUCACUGGUCCUGGAGAGCUCCCCAGGAGCAGCUGGCAGCUUUACCUACGAGGCUGUGGAGCUGGGCCCAGCAGGAGCACCAACUCAGGCAGCUUGGAGGAAGAGCCACUCAUCUUCCCCACAGAGUGUCCUCUGGAGCCGCCCACUGCCCUCAGAUGACCGCCUGCCCUCCCACCAGGGGCUACUCGAAGCCAGGUCCUCCAGCUCUUCAUCCUCCAACCACUCUGACAACUUUUUCAGGAUGGGUAGCAGUCCCCUAGAGGUCCCCAAACCCAGAUCAGUGGACCACCCCCUGCCCGGAUCCUCUCUCUCCACAGACUUUGGCAGCUGGCAGAUGGUCACGGGCUGUGGCAGUAUUCAGGAACGGGCUGUCCUGCACACAGACUCCUCCCUGCCUUUCAGCUUCCCGGAUGAGCUCCCUAACAGUUGUCUGCUUGCAGCCCUCAACAGUCGGGAGAGCCGGCUGCAGGAGGUGCGCUCUGCUUUCUUGGCCGCGUACAGCAGCACGGUGGGGCUUCGCACAGCAGCCCCCAGUCCUUCAGGUGCCAUUGGGGGCCUGCUGGAGCAGUUUGCUCGUGGAGUCGGUCUGCGGAGCGCCAGCAGCAGCACCCUGUGAGGCAGUGAGCCCAGCACAGCUUCCUGCUGCUCUCAGCUGAGCCCUUCCUGGAAUCAAAGCCAUGCCUGGCCUGGGGGUCCCUCCCCUGUUCACACACACAGCAGCCCCAAGCUGAGCAGGCCAAGGCCAAGGGAUGCAUCCCCUGCCCAGUGGUGCUGGCCACCUGCUCCUCACUGCCUCCCGCCCACUGUGUCUUGGUUUGGGUCCUUGCAGGGGAGGUGACUUCAUGUAGGACUCGUUCCAACUUUCUGGUUUCCUGGGAGGGAGGGGUCACUUGCACUGAAACAAGGCUGUUUGGAUACCAAUCACACAAUAAAGUCAAAUUUGUUUUUGAACAGCA